Messenger RNA from Solenopsis invicta (red fire ant), 4627 nucleotides. RefSeq names its product dosage compensation regulator (gene mle). The transcript is spliced from 9 exons. Gene Ontology annotation, molecular function: 3'-5' DNA helicase activity; double-stranded RNA binding; ATP binding. Gene Ontology annotation, biological process: positive regulation of transcription by RNA polymerase II; regulation of mRNA processing. NCBI's taxonomy places the organism in Eukaryota, Metazoa, Arthropoda, Insecta, Hymenoptera, Formicidae. The coding region runs from base 274 to 3999 and encodes 1241 amino acids. The record is from RefSeq and is a predicted model, not a curated record. Gene Ontology annotation, cellular component: ribonucleoprotein complex; intracellular anatomical structure; nucleolus.
CUUAAAAUGAUUGGCUACCUCGCCACGCGUAACGCGUGACGCGUCCUGUGUGCAUUGAGCCAUACCCCCACCAUCGUAAUGCUCUCACCAGUCUCCAGUCCUCCAUGUUUUAUCCACUCUACCGAUUCUACCUAGUCUACCUUCAAUUAAUUCUUGUUAUCGCUAACGUCUUGUUGGAAUGGAGAUGUAAGCGUGAUUAUUUUAAAAUCAUUUAUUAUUCCUACAUAUAUAUUAUAGAGGAACAUUGUUAGUCCUUGAGAGUGAAAGUCAGAAAUGGGCGAUAUAAAAUCCUUUUUCCACCAGUGGUGCGCGAAGAACGGAAAAGAACCUCAAUUUGACGUUAGACCAACAGGACCGAAGCACAGACAACGUUUUCUCUGUGAGUUGCGAAUACCCGGCUUCGAUUAUGUUGGCGCAGGAAAUUCGACCAACAAAAAGGAUGCACAGGGAAACGCCGCGAAAGAUUAUGUCAACUAUUUAGUGCGUACGAAUCACGUCAACCCAAAUGAUGUACCGAAGGAUUUUCCGAUGAUGCCAACAAUGGCAACGGAUAGUAUCAAGACCGAAUUUCCAAUGCCAACAAAAUCUGUGUUCCAAGGUGGCAUGGGACCAAAUGACAUCGGCCAAGCAUAUAGGCCAUACAAUGAACGUGGUCAAAGCAAUUACACAUACAUGGAUAGGUUGGCUGAUCAAAAGAAAGUGGAGGACGCAGAGGAUGUUGACGUAAACUCUGGGAUUCAUGGAAACUGGACAAUAGAAAACGCCAAGUCCAAGCUUCAUCAGUUUAUGCAAACUAACAAAAUUAAUUCUGAUUACAAAUAUACUCCGGUUGGUCCGGAUCACACGAGGAGUUUUAUGGCAGAGAUGACACUUUACAUUAAACAACUUGGACGAAGUAUAACUGGCCGCGAAACUGGAUCAAACAAACAAACAGCUUCAAAAAGUUGUGCUUUGUCUAUUGUACGUCAAUUGUACCAUUUAGGUGUUAUCGAGGGAUUUAGUGGUACAUUAAAAAAAAAUAAAGAUGCUGAACAGAUGAAAGCUUAUCCUGUUAAAAUUUCACCAGAACUGGGAAAUCAAAUCCAGGAUGUCUUAAUGAGUUUGGAUAUAAAACCUAUUGAUGUCAAACAGCAGUCAUAUGAAUUAAAGGAAGAAAGUCGUGCACCGGAAAAUGGAAAUGAUACAUCAACUGGCGUAUCUUUAUUGACGAAUCAAGUUUUGGACGACUUUAUAUCUUCUGUACCACAACCUGCUGGCGUUGUAAGUUGGUCGCCACCUCAGCCGAAUUGGAAUCCAUGGACUGGAUGUAAUAUAGAUGAAGGACCAUUGGCAACAACGUCUCUAGAUCAAUUGUCGGAAGAUUUGAUGAAAGAGCAGCGUGAUAAGUUGCAGCAAGAUACUAGUUUGCAGGCGAGCACCAAGGAAAGAUCGAAUUUGCCUGUUUUCAACAAAAAAAACGAGAUCAUGAACGCGGUUAAUGAAAAUCCAAUUAUUAUUAUACGCGGAAAUACGGGAUGCGGCAAGACUACACAGGUUUGUCAGUUUAUUCUAGAUGAUUACAUCGCAUCCGGCCAGGGUGCGUAUUGCAGUAUAGUUGUUACUCAACCGAGACGAAUCUCGGCCGUGUCCGUGGCUGACCGAGUCGCCCUUGAGAGAUGCGAAACUCUAGGACAGUCGGUCGGAUAUUCCGUGAGAUUUGAGUCAUAUCUGCCGAGGCCUUAUGCUAGUAUAAUGUUUUGCACUGUGGGUGUGCUCUUGAGAAAGCUAGAGGGUGGCCUCAGAGGUGUAUCGCACGUAAUCGUCGACGAGAUCCAUGAACGAGAUGUCAAUUCAGACUUCAUCAUGGUAGUACUCAGAGACAUGAUCCAUCUCUAUCCCGAUCUCAGGAUUAUUCUUAUGUCUGCUACAAUCGACACGACACUGUUCAGCGAAUAUUUCAACAAAUGUCCUGUGGUGGAGAUUCCUGGUAGAGCGUAUCCUGUCCAGCAAUAUUUCUUGGAGGAUUGUAUACAGCUGACGAAUUUUGUUCCACCUACAAAUUCCGGAAAACGUAAAACUAAGGAUUCAGAAGAAUUACCAAUAACGGAUGGAGAGCCGGAAGAAAAUUUGAACAAAGUCAUUGGCAAUAAUUACCCUAUUGAAACGAAAAACGCUAUGGCACAACUAACGGAGAAAGAGAUAAGCUUUGAAUUAAUAGAAGCGCUACUUAUAUAUGUUAAAAAACAAGAGAUUCCAGGUGCUGUGCUGAUUUUUCUCCCUGGUUGGAAUUUGAUAUUUGCGCUGAUGAAACAUCUUCAGCAACAUUCUGUAUUUGGCGGAUCAUCUUAUCUUAUUAUUCCGCUGCAUUCACAAUUACCACGAGAAGAUCAGCGUAAAGUCUUUGAUCCUGUACCGCCAUACGUAACGAAGAUUAUUUUGUCCACAAAUAUUGCAGAAACUUCGAUCACGAUCAACGAUGUUGUCUACGUUAUAGAUUCUUGUAAAGCUAAAAUGAAAUUAUUCACUUCUCAUAAUAAUAUGACCAAUUAUGCAACUGUGUGGGCCAGUAAAACUAAUCUCGAACAGCGCAAGGGUAGAGCGGGUCGCGUUAGACCCGGCUUCUGCUUCCAUCUGUGUUCGAAAGCUCGAUUCAAUAAGAUGGACGAACACAUGACACCGGAAAUGUUCCGGACGCCUUUGCACGAGCUGGCGUUGAGCAUCAAGUUAUUAAGAUUAGGCAACAUUGGUCGAUUCUUAUCGAAGGCGAUUGAGCCGCCUCCCAUCGAUGCCGUGAUUGAAGCGGAAGUCGUAUUGAGAGAAAUGAAGUGCUUGGAUAAAAACGACGAAUUAACGCCUCUCGGCAAAAUCUUGGCGCGUUUACCUAUAGAACCGCGGCUUGGAAAAAUGAUGAUCCUAGGAUGCAUGUUUCGCGUGGGCGACGCACUCUCUACGAUGGCUGCAAAUAGUACCACUUUCCCCGAGGUAUACAAUAUGGGCCCGGAUAUGAGAAGACUGACUACUCAGCAAAAGUGGUUUGCCGGCGCUAGAUUCAGCGAUCAUGUCGCAAUGUUCCAUGCUUUUCAAGCAUGGGAAGAAGUGAGAACUGGUGGCGAGUGGGCAGAACAGUCGUUCUGCGACUCAAAGAGCCUAAGUCUACCGACUUUACGAAUAACCUGGGAAGCUAAGAAUCAACUGCAAGCGUUAUUGCAAAGCGCUGGUUUUCCCGAAGAAACUCUGUGUCCAAUCCCAUUGAAUUAUCAAGCAAGUGCGGAUGCGCGUCUUGAUACCAUCACCGCGUUAUUGUGUAUGGGCUUAUAUCCCAAUGUGUGCUAUCAUAAAGAAAAGCGGAAGGUCCUCACCACAGAAUCCAAGGCCGCGCUGAUUCAUAAGACGUCGGUGAACUGCAGUAACUACGAGCAGAACUUUCCGUUCCCAUUCUUCGUGUUCGGUGAAAAGAUUCGCACGAGAGCCGUAUCUUGUAAACAAAUGACUAUGGUGUCACCUAUACAUCUGUUAUUGUUCGGAUCACGAAAAGUGGAAUACGUGGAUGGCGUGAUUAGACUAGAUAAUUGGAUCAACUUGGAUAUGAAUCCGCAACACGCAGCGGCCAUAGUUGCUUUACGACCCGCUUUGGAGAGUCUCGUGGUUCGGGCAUCCAAGGAUCCAGAAACGAUUCUAGAGUUGAAUCCAAUCGAAGAAAAGGUGUUGAGUGUAAUCAAGGCGUUAUGCAGCAUGAACGCUUGCCGUCAUGAGUUGGAGCAGAUAACUGGCGGCGUUGGAUUCCAAUCGCGACCGAGAGGACACGCUUAUCACUCCAACUUCAACACUCCACCGAAAAUGAUGCGCGGAAGCGGCGGUUAUCGCGGCUCAAAUAGUGAUUCUUAUGGCGGGAAUGGCGGUUUUAGUGGCCAUCGUGGCGGUGGAUACAGAGAUGGCUACAGCAACAGAGGAUACGGUAAUCCGCGCGGUCGAGGAAAUUGGAACGGCGGUGGCAGAUUUCGUGGACGUUACUCUAAUUAAAUUUUAUUUACAUUAACUGUAUUAGAUUAAACUUUAUGGACUAUAUGAAUCACUUAGACAUACUCGAUAAGCUUUUGCCGAACAUUAUAUGAAUAUUACAUUAUUAUAUAAUACUACUAUUAUAUAAAAACUUAAUACGAAACCACCAUACUGUCAGAGAUGGGACUAUAGGAUGUAGUGGACGUAAGGUACAUACUUGCCUCAUAUCAAAAAUUUGAAAGAGUGCAAAAAUAGUAAUAUGAAUUUUAACUUAUUUGUAACAGUUCGUAAUUAAUUUAAUAAAAACAUGUAUUUACAUGGUUUUAUUAAAUUAAUAUGUUAAAUAUCACUAAUCAGUAAUUUACUAAAUUUUACAUACUGUAGAAGAAAUAUUUUUAUUACUAAAGGGCACAUUUUUUUUACUUUGGACGCCGAAAUAAUUAGUCCUAACUCUGCAUAAUCAAAGCAUAUGCUAUGUAGAAUCACAUAAUUUAAUUAUAUAUAAUAUGUCAAUUUUGUGUUCUGUUACUUUUGAUGCUUGUACGAAUAAUAAGAGUUCUUUUCUUUAUCUCUUUUUAUUCAUAAGAAAUCUUUUAAGUCAUUGUUGUUUAUGAUAUGAUCACAAAUAAAUUGCAAUAUACUCAUCAUA